This is a messenger RNA of Pedinophyceae sp. YPF-701, 1668 nucleotides long. The record is from the annotation of a GenBank genome assembly. NCBI's taxonomy places the organism in Eukaryota, Viridiplantae, Chlorophyta, Pedinophyceae.
AUGGUGGCGGUUGGGAAGGUCGAGCACUCGGCGAACCUCACCAUCAAGGAUGAGACGACCAAGGCGAAGGACGCGAUGAAGUCAUUCUUCCUCGCGGGGCAGGUGUCCAAGGUGGUGAAGGACUUCCAGGUGCAGCGAACGCGCUUCGUCGAGGAGGUGCACAGUCUUCUCGAGCAAAACCUGUGGCACACAGCGCUCAAGGAGCUCCACCGCAACCAGAUCACCAAGCUGCUCUGCAACCCUCUGAUCUGCGACGCGAUCCCGGGUGUCCAGGCCGGGGCCCUGCGAACGCUCGCGAAGUGCGUCCGCGGCACGAACGGCAUGGGCGAGGCGCUCAUCGAGCGCGGGAGCCUCGCCGACGUCGUAGACUCGGCGCAGCACGGGCAGGGCACGGUGACGCAGGCCGCGCACGGCGCCCUGCAGGCCAUCGCGCACGAGUCCGUGAGCGCCGCGCAGGCCGUCAUCGAGGCCGGCGUCGUCGAGAUCAUCCGUGGGCAGCUAGACAUGCAGGACCACUCCCUCAAGGAGGCCGGCGUGAAGACGCUGAACGUGCUGGUGGCCGCGAACGCGGACCUGGCGUCGGACGUGAUGGGCGGGGACAUGCUCGAGGUGCUCGUGGGCCUGUUGGCGGUGAAGGAGGUGCAGGGGGGGUAUAAGGUUGCCAUCGCCAGCACGCUCGCGGACACGUGCUCGCACGGGGAGCCGUUCGCGCAGGCGAUCGUGAACGCGGGGUGCGUGCCGACGAUCUGGCACGUGACGACGCUCAGCGAGGCCGAGCCGAAGGUGCUCGCGGAGCUGUUCAAGUGCCUCGGACACAUCUGCUACUACAACGAGGAGCUCGCGAGCGUCGUGAAGAAGCAGGCCCGCGCGCUCCAGCUCCCCUCGGCGUUCCUGAAGGACCCCGCGGCGCCCCUGCGGCGCGCGGCGUCGGCGCUGGUCCUCCAGAUGCUCAAGUACGGGGGGGACUUUUGCUACAACAUCGUCGAGUCCGGCGACCUCGCGGGCCUCGUGCGCUUCAUCCAGCUCGAGCGCGCGACGCCGAACGAGGGCAUGACGGGCGUGCUGUCCCUCGGGUACAUCGCGCGCGAGGAGGCGAGCCUGGGGAAGGCCGUGUGCGACUGCGGCGCGCUCGAGGAGGUCACGGUGUACCUCCAGGGCAACGACAUGGAGGUCCUCAGCGCGGCGUGCUGGGCGCUGCACUGCGUCGCGCAGCACGGCAAGGAGACCGCGCUGCCCCUCGCGAUGCGCGGCAUGCUCACGGUGCUCCUGGGGGUGUACUCCAAGGCCCAUGAAGGCAGCGAGGCGCAGCUGAACGCGAAGGAGGCGCUGAAGGCGAUCAUUCGGAACUGCGCGACGCCGUCGGCGCUGGAGCCGCUGGUGACGCCGGAGACGCCGUCCCGGAUCAUCAAGCACGUUCUGCGCGUGCUGCUGCGGCUGAUGCAGCACUCCCCGGAGGCGCGGCAGUCGUUCCUGACGUCCGGCGCGCUGCAGCGGCUGCAGCAGAUGGAGGGGGACCUCGGGCUGGCCAGUCUCGAAGUCAUGUCUGACAUCCACAAGUUGUACCCGACUGACGUGGUGCAGUACUACCGGGCCGCGCCCGGGCGGACGACGGGCACGGGCAGGCGGUCCCCGCGCGUGCGGUCGCCUGUCAAGGCGGAGCCGAGCUGA